UCUCCGGGUGCGUGCACGGGGCCUGCUGCUUCCGGCUGGGGGGGAGGGGGUCGGUGCAGAGUCAGCUGGGGAGGAGGAGGAGGAGGAGGGGGCGGGAGGAAGAGCGCGAGCCGGAGCCGGAGCAGGAACCACGAGCGAGCCGGCCCCGGGAGCCCCUGCACCGCGCCCCCGCCGCCGCCAUGGGCAACAUCUUCGGGAACCUGCUGAAAAGCCUGAUUGGCAAGAAGGAGAUGCGCAUCCUGAUGGUGGGGCUGGACGCGGCCGGGAAGACCACCAUCCUCUACAAGCUGAAACUGGGCGAGAUCGUCACCACCAUCCCCACCAUCGGGUUCAACGUGGAGACUGUCGAGUACAAGAACAUCAGCUUCACCGUGUGGGACGUGGGCGGCCAGGACAAGAUCCGGCCCCUGUGGCGGCACUACUUCCAGAACACCCAGGGGCUGAUCUUCGUGGUGGACAGCAAUGACCGGGAGCGGGUGAACGAGGCGCGCGAGGAGCUGAUGCGGAUGCUGGCCGAGGACGAGCUGCGGGAUGCCGUGCUCCUCGUCUUCGCCAACAAGCAGGACCUGCCCAACGCCAUGAACGCGGCGGAGAUCACGGACAAGCUGGGCCUGCAUUCCCUGCGUCACCGCAACUGGUACAUCCAGGCCACGUGCGCCACCAGCGGUGACGGGCUCUACGAAGGCCUGGACUGGCUGGCCAACCAGCUGAAGAACAAGAAGUGAGCGAGAGUCGCCCGCCCCCCGCACCGCGAGGGGCCGGGCGGAGCCGCCCUUCUGCCCACCCCCUCUCAGGCUGGCAGGACCCGUCGGUUCUCCCCCCUCCCCCUCUCGUUGGGUUUUGCUUUCUUUCCGGCACCGGUUGCUGUGGGUUUGAUUUGGGGUCUCGGUUCUGGUCCCCCCCUCCCCCGGGGUUUGCACGGAUCUCGGUGUGUGUGCGCGUGUGAUGAAUAUAUCGAUAUAUAAAUAUUUAUGGGGGGCGGGGGACAUCUGCUUCCGUGCUGGGGCAGCCCCCUGCCGCCGGGGCGGGGGGCACCGACUGCCCCGCGUGUAGCAGUGGCCUUUCUUUUGUGUUGUUUUUAUGUUGUUCUUGGUGCCCUGUGACGUGACACGGAGGUAAAUUCCUCAAGGCAGCUUUAAGCUUCUGUGUAGGGGGGGCUACUGGUCUGUGCUGGGGAGGAGGGGACACUGCAGGGGGAGGGGGCAGCUAGGGGAGUGGUUUCUGGGUCUCAUCCCAUUCCAUCUUUCAUCGGGGGGGGGGGGAAGAGGGGAGUUGGUAUCACUUGCUAGGGCAGCGCCCCCUGCUGGCAACGUGGCCCUUUCCCCAGUCCCCCCCGCACCACACUGUACAGGCACAAGGUGGGGCUGGCAGAGCUGGUGGGGGACCAGCCAGUGCAGUCUCUGUGCAAGGGAGGUGAACGUUGCCGAGGGGGGCGCAGGGGGGCUGUGGAUUCAGUGGCAGAAUCGGGACCAUGGUGGAAAUUGCCCCUCCAGCCUCACCCCGCCCCCUCCUCCCAGGUUUCAGACGCUGCCGGACCCAGCGUUCCCGUGCGCUUCCCUGUGUCUCCACUGGGGCGGCACCCACAGCUGCUAAAUAACUCCCCCGAGGUCGCCCCAGAGCAAGGGCCCCAGGUUCACCCCCCCACACACCAAAUCAUGUCACUUCAAGAGGGAGGAUUCCUCCCCCUGCAGCAGCCCCCCCAUGUUCCCCAGCNCCCCGCGU
Molecule: messenger RNA, 1722 nt
Organism: Trachemys scripta elegans
Lineage: Eukaryota; Metazoa; Chordata; Testudines; Emydidae
Gene: ARF3
Product: ADP ribosylation factor 3
Exons: 5
Coding region: 180-725 (181 amino acids)
Biological process (GO): intracellular protein transport; vesicle-mediated transport
Cellular component (GO): cytoplasm; plasma membrane
Molecular function (GO): GTPase activity; GTP binding
Source: RefSeq, a predicted model, not a curated record